UAGUUCCACUUCCCCGCGCGUGGCCUUUACAAACGUCCUGCAGCCUCUGCAAAUCCCUCUCUCUCUCUCUCUCUCGCUCGAUCAGUGCCAUCGCCUCGAGCAGCUUCAUUUUCUUGGUUAUCGUGGUUACACGACGUCGUUCUGGCCGGUUCUAUCCCUUUUUUCCGUUUCCGUUUCGCGGUUUUUGUGCUGCUUCCUGUUCUGUUUCCAUUUUUCUUCUUUGAUUCUCCUUGUGCUCGUUUCUUUGGCUCUGUUAACAUUGUGUUGGCUGAUUCUGAAUUUGUGUUUCUUCCUGGCCUUUGCGUGUCGAAGAUGAUGUGCCUCCCUGACUCAGAAACUGGGUCAGAACGACUCAGGGGAAUUACCGAUUGGGGGCUGUUUUUUGUGGUUUUGGCUUUGUCACUUCGUCGUCCUCUACUGUCUGCCUCUUCCACUUUAACUUUCAAUUCUCAGUCCACUUUUUGAUUUCUCUGAAACUCCCUCCUGCGAUUCCUUGUUUUCUUGUCUGCAGGUCCCAUUUCUCAAUUAUUGUACGCCUUUCCAUUUUUUCUCUACCUUGUUUCUUUUGCUUUCCUCAUAAUCUUCCAUUUGCUGCUUGUUUUGUAUUGUUUCUGUGAACCUGUUUUAUUGAGCUACAUACCCAUUUUUGUACUCCCUUCCUGUUUGAAGGGUUAGAGUGAGUUUUUGGGAUUGUUUGAAGAAUGAAGAACUUCUUGUAUGAACUAGGCCAGGUGGGUUGUGAGAUUGAGGAGGGAUUUUCUUGGUAGACUGAAGAACAUCAAGUCAAGAGCUGGGGGUUCUGACUCUGUUAGAGAUUAAUGGAAAAUACAGGAAGAACAUCGUCUUGUUUAGCUAUUUCAGAGAAGAAGACACAGAAGCCUGGUGGGUGUAUUGGCAUUUUCUCCCAGCUCCUUGAUUGGAACAGGAGAUUGGCUAAGAAAAAGUUCUUCUCCAUGAAAUUGCUUCCUCCAGCUCGUUCAAAACAAGCAACCAAGAAAUUCAAAGGAGGUGAUAAGAUGCUGGCUUCCAAGAAUCAUUUGAUCGCCGAUGAAAAUAGAGGCGGUUUCCCAAAUGUCAUGAAGAAUGGAAACCACUGUACUGAUAGAGAGCACAAGAAUGAAAUGAGAGCACCUGGUCUGGUUGCAAGACUCAUGGGGCUUGAAUCCAUGCCUGUUAUGAAUCGAGAUAGGCCAAAGAAAACUGAUUCUUCCAAUCCUUGUGAUAAUGUGGAAAAGAAAAUAGUUCGGGAUAUGAAUUUGGGAACCCCCCCAAGUGCUAAAAUUGAAGCAAGGCCUCUAAAGCUUCGAAAAACUGGGCUGGAGGAGGGAAAGGUAAUGAGACGGAUAGGCGCUGAGGUAAUGCAGUAUAAGAGUGUUAUGUCACGAUCGAGGAAGCGUCUUCCUCCUCCAAAGUUUCUUUCAUCAGCCAAAAGUCCAAGGCUUCCCUCGGGGAGGAACGCCUCGAAAGCAUCCCGGUUAAUUGACGUUGCUAGUAAAAUAUUGGAGCCUGGCCUGCUGGCAUCAAACAGAGCAAAAUCUGCUAUCACACUUCCUAAGUCUAUGCAUUGUUCUCCUAAUGAGGUUACAUCAAGGGACGUUGGAGUUGUGCUAUUGGAAGGUUGUGAUUCGUCGAAAACCUUCAUCGAACAUACGUCGUGUAAAAAUUGUUGUACAUUGCUGAAACCUCCACCCCUCAGUUCAACUUAUGGUAAUGCCUGUUUGCAGGAAUCAAGGAGUAAAGCAAUAACCCUUGAAUUACCCCUCCAGCAACAAAGAACACCUCUGAUGAAACAUAAUGAAUCUGAGGGCUGUAUAAUAUCCCGUGUCGAUUCUGUUGUAGAAAGAAUGCCUCUGCACAAUGAAUCGCCAUUCUCAUCGUCCAGACCGUCCAGCCAACAAUUCAAGCUUGGGAAAAAUGAAUCAUCUAUUGUCAAGCAUCACAAUCGAUCUGAAGAUCAUAUGAUGUCGGUCAGGGAUAGGAUGUUACCGAAGUCGAAGUCGAGUAUUCCACAGAGCAGAAGAACCACAUCGCCUGCAAAUGCUGUUGCUGGGACCAAAAAUUUUGUUUCAUUAAAUCGAAAUCUUAAUGGCUGCAACAGAGGGAAGCUGCCUGCUAAGGUGGAAAAUUGUAAGUUUGGCCUAGAAAAGAGGUCUUUGAAUGGAGGUGAAGACUUCUCAUCUCAGGCAGGUACCUCACCAAGGAAAAGGAGGACUACACACUUAAGUGGGCGAAUCGAAAGCAAAGCUUCUGUUGAUUCACCUGCUGCAAAACAACGAUCCUCUCAGUAUGAUCAAUUGUCUAGAUCAAGUUCAAGGCUCGAACGCAAAACUCUCCCUACAAAACAGCCAUGUGCCAGUAAUAGAUUAUCAGGUCGUAGAGACGCUGCUGAUAGAGUUUGCAAAAGGAACAACGACAUUGCUUCGUUCAUCAUUAAUUCGCCCGUUAGGCCGAAUACUACAGUUUCAACAGAGAUGAAUGUGAGUGUGGGAAAUGAGAGAAAUAUGUCUUCCCAAAAGCCAUCCUUGUUAGGAGGAGAUGCCUUAGAUAUCCUGGAACAAAAACUAAAGGAACUAACUUCUCAAGGAGAUGACGAGUUGAUAUUGAAGAAACCCGCUUCUAUAAUCAUUCAGGAACUGAUAGCUGCCGUAGCAGCUGCUCGGAAAGUUUCUUCGGAGGGUUCUGCUGUCAAUAUGGAUGUAACAUCCUGUGAUGAUUCGAAUGAAGAAAGGCUCACAAAAACAUCCGAUGGGCGAGAUCGUCUUAGCCCUGGUUCCAUUCUCGAAGCUUCGUUCUCGUCCAGUAGCAUGGAUGAGAGCUCAGGAUGUAGACUGCCAGCCGAAUCCGUUGAUUGUUCUAUCGAUCAGUCGCAACUGUCUGAUCCCGAAACCGAUCUUUUCGAUUCUGCAAACUCUUUGAGCGAGGGGAAUGUUGGGAGCGAAAGCUACAACCUUACCGCAGGUAGUAAGGUUGCUCAUGCAAACGAGGUUAUGCUGAACGCCAAAAUUUUAUUUGGCAAGGAAGAAGACAACCUUUUCAUCGACGAACUGGAUACAUUCAUGUGCGAAACGUGGACGAACUUCAGUGAUGUCAACAAGGAGGUAAACCAUCAAAGAGGGUUCCUUUUCGACUGCGUGAUAGAAUACUUCGACUCGAAACAUAGCCAGCUCUACUACUGCAGACCCAACACUUGGAUAAGAACAUCCCCAGCAGCUCCAAACGCAAGAACAUUAAUCCAGGACAUCAAGAAGGAGAUCAAAAAAUGGGGAGAUUUUGUUGGGAUGAUGACCGAUGAGAUAGUAGAAUGGGAAAUGAGUAAUUCCGUGGGGAAAUGGAGUGAUUUUAGCAUUGAAGAACUGGAGAGUGGCGCUGACAUUGCUGGGGACAUACUUAAAAUAUUGGUUGAGGACACUGUAACAGAGCUUUGGGAGUGCAGAAAUGGGUGAUUUUGAUUGUCUUGGUUUCAAUUUUUUGUGUACAAAAUGGAUUAAGGUUAAAAGUGUUCAUUGUUCUUGACUAACCUUGUAAACAGGCUUUGCUAAUUGCACAAAACGCCCUAAUCUUUGCAGCAA
This is a messenger RNA of Cucurbita moschata (crookneck pumpkin), 3569 nucleotides long. RefSeq lists its product as uncharacterized. The coding region runs from base 819 to 3443 and encodes 874 amino acids. The transcript is spliced from 5 exons. NCBI's taxonomy places the organism in Eukaryota, Viridiplantae, Streptophyta, Magnoliopsida, Cucurbitales, Cucurbitaceae. The record is from RefSeq and is a predicted model, not a curated record.